UGGAGGCAGCUCCUCUGCCCAGCCCCAGGAGAGGGGUUCCUAGCCGGCUGCUUGGCUGAGAAAGCAGCCCCGCCAGCCCCACCUGCCAGGCAAUGGGGAAGCCAGCGCCAGCUGGGGACUGAUUUGCAGCGGGUAACGUGCCCAUCCCCGGGAAGCUGCAAAUGGGAUGGGAGGCUGGUGCCUGCAGUAACCUGGCAGCCUCUUCAUUGCGCCGGUCUCUCUCUCUCUCCGGGUGCGCGCUCAGCCCGGGCGCCGGCGUCUAGCGCUCCCUCCCCGAGCCGCGGCCACCGCAGGCAGGAGACGUCGCCCCUUUGUCUGCAAAGGCGAAGGUGAGGGCGUUUGCACCGAGACACGCCGCCCCAUGCCGGCGGCUCGGGGACUCCAGGCAGCCGGCGGCGGCGCAGGGCGCUAGAUCCGUCGCCUCUGCAAGGACCGGGAGCAGGGAGGGCCGAGCCGGUAACGCGCUAAGAGCGGCGCCAUGGCUGAGAAGGGGAUUGACCCAACCUGCGUCUCCGUCGCUUUGGAGGACUCCGUGUGCAAUGCUGGCUCCCAGGACGCGCCUCUCCUGACCACCCACCUGAAGAAGGUGGAGAAUCACAUCACAGAGGCGCAGCGGUUCUCGCACCUGCCCAAGCGUUCGGCCGUGGACAUCGAGUUCGUUGACCUGUCCUACUCCGUCCGUGAGGGCUCCUGGUGGAGAAAGAGAGGGUACAAGACCCUCCUGAAAUGCCUGUCCGGGAAAUUCUGCCGGCGCGAGCUCAUCGGGAUAAUGGGCCCCUCGGGCGCUGGGAAAUCCACACUCAUGAACAUCCUGGCUGGUUACAGGGAGACGGGGAUGAAGGGCCAGAUCCUGGUGAACGGCCGGCUGCGGGACCUGCGCACCUUCCGCAAGAUGUCCUGUUACAUCAUGCAGGACGACAUGCUGCUGCCGCACCUGACCGUGCUGGAGGCCAUGAUGGUCUCUGCUAACCUGAAGCUGAAUGAGAAGCAGGAGGUGAAGAAGGAGCUGGUUCAGGAGAUCCUGACGGCGCUGGGGCUGCUGGAGUGCUCCUACACCCGCACCAUGUCGCUGUCCGGGGGGCAGCGCAAGCGCCUCGCCAUCGCCCUGGAGCUGGUCAACAACCCCCCCGUCAUGUUCUUCGAUGAGCCAACCAGUGGCCUGGACAGCGCCUCCUGCUUCCAAGUCGUCUCUCUGAUGAGGUCCCUGGCCCAGGGAGGCCGCACUAUCAUCUGCACCAUUCACCAGCCCAGUGCCAAGCUCUUUGAAAUGUUCGACAAGCUGUACAUUCUGAGCCAGGGCCAGUGCAUCUUCAAAGGGGUGGUGCCCAACCUCAUCCCCUACCUGAAAGGGCUGGGCCUGCAUUGCCCCACCUACCACAACCCGGCUGACUUCAUUAUCGAAGUGGCCUCAGGCGAGUAUGGAGACCUCAACCCAUUGCUGUUCCGUGCCGUCCAGAAUGGGCUGUGCACCAUGGCCGAGAAGAAGAGCAGCCCGGAGAAGACGGACUCCUCCUGCCCAGUCCCCUGCGUGACGGAUGUGGAUCAUAUUGAGAGCCACACGUUUGCCACCAGCACCAUGACCCAGUUCUGCAUCCUCUUCAAGAGAACGUUCCUGUCCAUCAUGAGAGACACGGUCCUGACCCACCUGCGGUUCAUGUCCCACAUCUGCAUCGGGGUGCUCAUCGGGCUGCUCUACCUGCACAUCGGCAACGACGCCGGCAAGGUCUUCAACAACACCGGCUUCCUCUUCUUCUCCAUGCUUUUCCUCAUGUUCGCCGCCCUGAUGCCCACUGUCCUCACAUUCCCUCUGGAGAUGUCUGUGUUCCUGAGAGAGCACCUGAACUACUGGUACAGCCUAAAGGCCUAUUACCUGGCCAAGACCAUGGCAGACGUGCCCUUCCAGGUCAUCUGCCCCAUAGCCUACUGCAGCAUCGUGUACUGGAUGACAGGCCAGCCCCCGGAGGCCACCCGCUUCCUCCUCUUCUCCGCCCUCGCCACCUCCACCGCCCUGGUGGCACAGUCUCUGGGGCUUCUGAUCGGAGCAGCUUCCACCUCCUUGCAGGUGGCCACGUUCGUGGGACCGGUCACUGCUAUCCCCGUCCUGCUCUUCUCAGGCUUCUUCGUCAGCUUCAAGACCAUCCCCACGUAUCUGCAGUGGACCUCGUAUGUCUCCUACGUCAGGUAUGGCUUCGAGGGCGUCAUCCUCACCAUCUACGCCAUGGAGCGUGAGGACCUGGAGUGCCGGGAGACUCCCUGUCCCUUCCAGAAUCCCAUCAGGAUCCUCCAGGAGCUGGACGUGGAAGAGGCCAAACUCUACCUGGACUUCAUCAUCCUGGGCAUCUUCUUCCUCGUUCUGCGGCUCCUGGCCUACCUGGUCCUCAGGUACAAGGUGAAGUCUGAGAGAUAAGGGGACCAUCAGGGCCCGAUGCCUUUCCCAGACCUGAUCUGCCACAGCAUGGACAAUCCCAAAGGGACUCUCAGUCUCUGUGGAUGUGGGACCACAGGGGAGGCAUCGGGGAGGUGGCGACCAGUCCUGGCUCAGUCGAGAAGGUUUUUUGGGACAUCUCGGAACUGUUUUAACCUUUCCACACUCUUCAUCGCAAAUGUUUUGUACCGCCCUGGAAUGCCUCAUUCUCUCCCCUGGAGCCGCGUCAUCAGAUGGAUCUUGGAUUCCUUCUUCCACCCUGUGCCCCAAACCACCACCUCAGGACACCGAUGGAGGCAGUUGUCUUCCAAGCCAGAGAAAGAGAGAGCUGCCUGCCAAGGCUUUGCCGUUUGGGGAAAGGGGUUGCGCCGGUCUGAACCCUGUUUACCUCCCGCAAAGCACAGUUUUGUAGCGCAGUGUGUAGUGCAGUUUUUUAACUUGCCUGUGAGUCGAUGUCCAGUAGCAUGUGUAUCCAUAUUCAGAAGAAAUCAGAAGACAACAAUAGGCUACGUGGCAGAAGGCUUUCGUGUUUACCUUAGCCAUAGCAACAGCCAAUGCCAUAGCCCCUGUCUUUUUUUGUAAACUUCCCUUUUUCUUAAGGAAAAAACCAAACCAAAUGACAACUCAGCUGCACUUAGUACAGGAACAAGUGUUGCGGCUCUGGAGGGAUGCAGGUAGAUCAGGCCUCUGCAUUUAGGAUUUGGCAGGAUGUAAUAUUAGUAGAAACAUUUCAAUGAAAUUUUUUUUAAAUGAUUUUUUGGGAAGUGGGAGAGUUCCCAGCCCUGCUGGGUUUGCCACCAGGGCCCUGCCGUGUUGGACUACUGCAUGAGACCCAGGGAAUGAUGACGCAAACUGGGCUAGCCAUGAGUUGAAAGUGACCCGUUUCAUAGAAUCAUAGAAUAUCAGGGAUAGAAGGGACUUCAGGAGGUCAUCUAGUCCAACCCCCUCCUCAAAGCAGGACCAAUCCCCAGACAGUUUUUUACUCCAGUUCCCUAAAUGGCCCCCUUUCCUUGGGAGCUGAGUAAAUGGUGGAAAGGUAAGGGACAGAUUCUCCAUUCUCUUACGCUGGUGUGAAUGGGAAGCAGCUGCCCUGAAGCCAGCGGAGUUAGGUUGGGUUGAGAGAAGAAUCUAGCCCAGUGAUUGACCUCAGUGGAGUUGCUGAUCCAAUGUGAAAUCAGAAUCAGUCCCUAGGGGCUCAAUGCUGCAGAUCACUUGGAUCUGAUUCUCCCAGUUAACCUGCACUUUGCAUUGUCACUUACACCGGCACACAAAUCCUGCCGAAUCAGAGCGGAGGUGUUUUACCCUUGCUUUGCACAAGUGUAAAAGGAUGACACAACGUGCAGGGCAUUAACGAACCAGCCCCAUUGAGAUUAGCAGGAUGUGGCCCUGAGCGGCAUGAAAGGUGAAAAGUAAAGGACCUCUCCUUUGUGUUUAAUAACCCCCAGUCUUGUUACAAUGCAGGGAGGGACAUUUUCAUGUGUGGCUGACAAUGGGACAAUGCCCCUUUUACAGUUUGGCCUUGCAGCUGAAGCCCUGAAUAGCUGUAGACAAUCAAAUUUCAAAACCUCCCUGAGCUCCCUAAUCAGUAGCAGAAAACAGGCACAGAAUUAAAAAUCCCCAGUGCGUUUGUGUUCAGCCUGAAACCGUGUUUACCGUGUGUAGCACGUUGUGUACAGAGCAUUUUGCAGGGAGACAUUUAGCUGGCGUAAAUCGGCAUAGCUCCAGUGACUGCAGUGGAGCGAUGCUGAGUCACGUCAGCUGAGGGUCUCCCCUUGUAUGAGAUAAUUUAUUUCGGUGUACACCUGAAGUGGCAGCUCUAUAAAGCUCUAGGUAUUUAAAACAUGAUCCGUAGCUAUCACUGGCAAAUAACUUGUAGCAGAGGGAAUUUCAGGGGGAGGGGAGAAGAGAAGAUGAUUUCAGCUGAGAUUUGGGAAGAACUGGGAGGCACAGACCUGAGCUAUUUGAAAGCGAUUCCUCCUGUCUUUGACAUGCCAAGGCUUGAGCUCAAUAUUCCACAUUUCCUCUGCAGUAGCUGACAAGCCAGUGUCCACAGCAGAGCGUUUUCCUGUGCUGCUCAAAUCAUUUGCAAUGCCUGCAAUCAAAGCACCUUGCUCUGCUGGGAACAGGUCAGGUCUUGCAUGCUAAUCAGAGUCAGGCCUGGCCAGUAUUUGGAUGGGAGUGGUGUUGGAGGGUCAAUAGGAGCUGUUCUUCCCUUUAGAGGCCAUACAGAGCCCACGGUGCCAUUAGGGGGAGCUUGUAGUCAAAGAGGUGUCCUUCAGAUGAGCCUUGAAGUCCAGGCCCUACAAACUGCAAUCUUGUGGCUUGUUUGUAAAUCAGGGCGUUAGCCUUGGAGUCCUGGCCAAAUUCCAGCUCAAGUUUCCCUUCCCUAAAGUCCUUAGCGGUUGCAAUCAGAGACAGGAUCCUCCUUUGUUUCUUGCCCUGAGCUGCUAUGCAGUGUUGCUGUGCUGUGUCAAAGAGCUGCCGUGUUCCACCCCAGAGAGGACUGCAGGUGUGUCGUUUGUAGGGUGCUUUAGGACCAUCCCGGGGGACGGUGCUCUAGAAAUGGAGGCUCCAGAGCCCUGAACUCAGGUGUUUGUAGGGCAGGGAAGGAGGAGCUCAGUUAAGCUCCACAUCUGCUCUGUUAAUGGUUUGGGGCUUAAACAAGCCACUGCCAGUCCUGCGUUUCAGUUCUCAUGGAGGAGAUGAGGAGGGAGGGGAUUAGUGCUGUGGGGCUGAGCAUUCUGCAUAGAGCCCUGAUCCUGAUAAGGGGCAGAAUGUAGAGGGCAGGGGACCCAGUGUUGGAGGGUGAGAGCCAGUGAGAUUACCCAGUCAAUGUGAUUCCACCAGCCUGGGGGCUAACAAGGACCCCCCGUUCUCCACUCGCUCCUCUUUCCUCCUUCCCCUUCUCUCUAUCCCAUACUCCAUGGGCACAAGCAAGGAGGGUCCUAGGUCCUCGCGUCUGGCCCCUGCUGUAGCUGGCAAUCCAUCCUACAGCCCCAUUCAGAAACUUACCAAGCUCCGUCUUCAAAUUAGUCAGGCUGUUUGUCCCCACAGCUCCUCAUGGGAGGCUUGGCCGAUGGUUAGAAACUGUGACACUUUUCCCUUCUCUUCCCUCAUCUCUCUUUCCUCCCUUGCUUUCCCUUAAGGCUGGGAUCUAAGCUAUCCCGUCAAACUGUGUCGGUGCUGGGGGCUGCACUGGUUAACUGUAUUCGUACCAAAGCUGUGCGUGGCCCAGCCAUGAACAUACGCUGCAUUCCUAACAUAACCCCGGGUCGGUCUAUCCCCCUCUUGGUGUAGGGAGACCCCUGUGACACGGUCUGAACCCAGUGUAGGGUCCUGCUCUGCUCUCCAAUAGCUUCUCCUCCCGCUCAGCCCUGCAGGAAGCAAGUAUGGAGGGGCAGAGGUGCCCUGCCAGGCCAAUGCCUGAUGUAGCAACCUGCUGCCCGCACUGUCCCAAGGACGGAACCCAUGCCACCUACGACCAAGAUGUCCUCCAGUGGUCUAAACCCCUUUCCAGCAUCAUCUUUGCUCAGUAGCAUCCCGAGCUGCUGCUCCUCCUCCCAGAAGAACCAGGGCCGUUUGCUUGGUGUUUAUUGGGGCUCUCUUGCUGGGUGGACUGGACCUGAGUUUCUCAUUGCGCUGUCUCUGGCGGGGGCAGGUGGUGCGCUGUGGACACCGGGGGCCAUGCAGGAAUAAGGAGCUGCUCACCAUGGAUCUCCAACCCUCUGGGGGAUUUUGAGUCCCAGUUCUCCCAGGCUGGAGCCUCUCCCCUCCAUCCCCCCGCACAGGAACAAAUGGGGUCCCCGGACUGAACUGGACCUGGAUCUUAGCUGGGGCAGCGGGAUCAAAGCAAUAGAAAACUGGAUGUGGGAUCCACUGCUUGGUACGGUUCUUCCCUCCCCACCUGUCUCCAGAAGCUACGUCCCUCCUGCUUCUUGUCUGGGAGCUUACUGACUCCUGAAUUCAGAGCCCAAGGACAGAGCCAGCCAGACUUGCUGAGUGAGCUUUGGGGUCAAUUGCUGGGCAAAGACUCCCAAGCCCCAAUUCCCUGGUAACUAAAUAAUCCAUGACCCCAGGGGGAACAUGGACGGGGAGACAACAGCAAACCAGCCCCACUGACAGGGCCGUGGGCUGACCCUCAGGGGACUGAUGAAAGCAGGGGUGUGCUGGCAGGGGAGGAACUGUUGCCUAGGCUGCCCCUGUUCUGUAGCUACCUACAGGGCUCUGGAGCUGUCCGGGCAGCACUUUUCCUAGAUUCGUACAGGUCGUCAGCCGCUCUCCUGGGCACUGUGCCUCACUCAGCCUGCUCUAGCUGGCUUCAUUCUCCGGAUGGUCAGAUGCCGUCCCCAGUCUUACAGACGUGGUGCGGGACAGACCCCCUGGCUUGCAGGAGGGGAGAAUGGCUGGCUGGGAUGCCCCCUUUCCCGUGCCCAUGAUGGCAGCUGUCUCGAGCGGCACUGAACGCACAAUGCUGUUGAUUGUAUGGACUGUGAAAGGGGCACCGGCACUUCAAGUGCCAGAUCAAUGCAAGGUGCAGAGCUCAUCUCUGGGAAGCCACCUGCCCUCAGCCCCUUCGGUAUCACGGCUGCUGUCAACCAGGGAUGGAGGGAGACUGGGCAAACACCCUCCCCGCUGGCUGCUUUAGUGACCCUGUGCCUUCGACCGCACGUCCUAGUGCGUGGGAGAGAGUCAGGGUCCAGGGUCCAAUACGCGAGAUUAGCAGCCUUCACAAUGUUCAGAGGUGAGGAAACGCUCUGCCUGUCUGAGUGGGAUCAGCAGAGUGCUGCUUCGUAGGCACAAGGGAUUGUCCCCUCCUCCCGAUGUUCAUGCAGGGGUCCCACAGGGAGGUCACUGGCAGCAGCCACCCGGCACAGUUCAGGCAGCGAGCCGCUGUGGCCAUGCAGCUGGAGGAAGGCCUGUCUGCUCCAGCCUGCUUGGAAGUGGAGUCUUCUCUGCCCGAGGCAGCUGUAGACUCCAGCCAUGCUGCUGCUUCAGGUCAGGGACAGCUGUGCCACCCAGAGGAUGCCAUCCCUCUGAUCUCUCCUUCCUUCUCUGCCUACCUGCUUCCCCACUGCCUACCUCUCCUUGCCCUGGGGAGAUGAGGCAGGGGAGCUUUCCCUCCUGUCUCCCCUAGCAUCACAGUGUGCCAGCCACACGGGGUGCGCAGGAUGGGGAGAGGUCAGGCAAUUGUGACCCGCCACUUCACAGUAAUAGUUCCAGCUGCGGGUUGGUGCAAUCCUGUCUCUUCCUUCUCCUUCCUUAAACGGGUUCAGAAAAAGCAACCCAAGGGCCUCCCCCCAUGCUGGGGAGUUUGACACGAAACUCCCGUCCGCGUGGGUGUCGGUAGCAGGGUGUGCUCCAAAGAGGGCAGCUGGGCGUGCCAGAGCGUUAUCUGUCGCACCAUGUUCUUUCGCACGGCCCGCUGCUCCUAGGACUGUAACAAGUGAUGACAAUGCACUUUAAUAGAGCAUGCUCCUUGGGGCGCUUUGACAUUACCAGUCACUUUGGGGGGCACUAGGUUGCUUCUGGAUGCCAGUUUGUAUGGCACCAGGGCUUGGCGCCUCCUCUCUGGGUAGGGAAGUCCUGAGUGUCUCUUUGGGAUAAUCAGGAGGUGAGUGUUAUGGGCGAGGGAGGAUUCUCUGCCCCCUCCCACUCCAUUUUCCAGUCCUGUCCCUUCCUGUAAUGUUCCCAACGCUGGGUCACAGGAAGAUUUUAGAUGGGUCACCGCAUCCAGGGCUGGAUUAAACCAUCACUGGACCCUAGGUGAACAUACCCUUCUCCCUGCCUGGUGCAGAGGGGGGCCCCGCGGAGGGGGUGGGUGUCACAGACAAACCUGCCCUACUCUCACCACACAGAGGCAGCUCCUGUCGCAUGGGUUUGGGCCUGGCUCCCCGCUCCAGACAUUGUGACCCUGUGCACCAGCUCGCAACACUUGGAGUAGGGAGCAAGACCCAGCCCUGAGGGACAGGAGCCGCUGCUGUGGCGGGGAGUGCAGGGCAGACUUGGUCUCCAGCCCCUCCCCCAGGACCUCCCCACCCACAGGGCUGGGAUUCGGGUUGCGGUGCCAGGGCAGAGGGUGUAUAAAUGUACUGGUACAUCACCAAAAAAAGAAACUACAGUUGGUGGAUCACCCCAGGAAAGAGUUUCGGAACCACUGCUGUAAUGCACUUUUAAUGGACAGCAAGUCCUUGUUCAGGCUGCUAAUUAGGGUUUGUGUCCAUUGCAACAUAACCUGGAUGUUAUUACAUGUUUAGCCUCUCUUUAAAACUGUUCCGCCCACCGGCAGAGCUGCUCCCGUCCAAAGGCCUGAAUGCAACACAUGCAGUGUCUCUCUCUGUGCACUCAUGUACGCACACACACACACACACACACACACUCUGAUACAGUCUGGCACUCUUGCAUGCCCUGAUACUCUUAUUCACACACACAAGCAAAGCAGAUUCACACUCAAAUCACUGGUGCUAAAGCUUGCAAAGGGAGGAGGCUGGGCCAUGAGGGCGGGGAGCAUUUCCAGGGUUCCACCUUCCCCUCGAAUCAGGCAAUAAACGUGUUUUGUUUCAUUCAGUGUGGACAAAGUUUGUGUCAUCCAGCCACCAAGUGAGCUCCUGGGCCAGAGAGCGUCACAUGGCUAUCUCGACUGUUCCACGUUUCCCAUCGAUAUCUCAACAUGGCGUGUGUGUGUGUGUGUUCGUAAAUCUCUUUUGGAGUGUUCUUCAUGUUUGUAUAACCAGAUGGGUUUGUAUAGGGAGUGCGUGUGUGUGUACGUGUGUAGCAUAGAGAGGUCUGGCUCAUAGAAUCUGUCAUGAGCCACCUAAUCACAAGAGGUGUGCCUGUUUAACUGGGACAGUGCAUUUCAAAUCAUGGCUAAAAGUCACAGGGAGUUUGUUUAAAUGGCAUCAUGUGCAAACCCUUUGCUACAGCUGCCAGGUGUGACAUGCUGUGUGCCAGCAUUCAGGACACGUUCUGCGAUCUCUUUGUUCACUGAAGGUGGCUUCAUGGAUCCAAAUGACCUUGCUAGCAUUUCCCCAAGCCCGACCCUCUGUAUGUCUUUUCAAAACAAGUGGCGAAAGGGAAGCAAAUCUCUCCCAGCCUGAGAGCUCCCCUUGGGAAGCUGGCAUGUCUCUUUCCUGCUGAGGGUCAGUUCCAGUGAAGAGAAUUCUGCUGUCUGCACACACGCACAUGGAGGUAUCGUCUGUCUGUAGCUCCUGCCUUCAUGAUGGUGUCUUUGCAGAGACAUUGCUAGUUUAAUCUCGACCACCGUCCAGAUUCACAGGGUGACAGGAGUCAGCAGCCAGGCAGAUAUUUUGCAGUUUAAUUCAGUGUUCCUGAGAUGCCAGCUGUACUCGUUGGAUUUCACACCCUUAAUAAAACCUAUAUUUAUACUGUA
Messenger RNA from Malaclemys terrapin pileata, 9812 nucleotides. RefSeq names its product ATP binding cassette subfamily G member 4 (gene ABCG4). Gene Ontology annotation, molecular function: ATP binding; ABC-type transporter activity; ATP hydrolysis activity. Gene Ontology annotation, cellular component: plasma membrane. The coding region runs from base 479 to 2407 and encodes 642 amino acids. Lineage: Eukaryota; Metazoa; Chordata; Testudines; Emydidae. The record is from RefSeq and is a predicted model, not a curated record. The transcript is spliced from 15 exons.